AUGAACUUUCUUGUCAUUUUACUCCCAAUCACGCUUGCUGUUCUACAAACCGUGAGAGCAGCAGAACAAGGUCAUGCAGUGAUGGGAUAUCCAGCUCAUACACCAACAAGUCCACCACGCCGCCCUAGAGUUCCGUCUGGUCCGCAACCUGAAAACUCCAUGAGAAAAAAAGUAUGGGAACAUUGGGAAACACAAGCAGAACGAUCAUCGAAUGCAGCACGUCAAAAAACUGUUGCACUCACUCUUGCUGGACAUACGGCAAUCGGUAUGGCUAAACCUGUUGCAAAAUACGCUUGUCAAACUGCAUUAUGUGCUGAUCCAUCUCAUAAAGAACAAACAGAACAGGAUAUUAAGACUAGACUUAGGAUUGGAAAAGCUGCCGUGAGAGCAACUUUGGAUAAGACAGAACGAGAUUUCGACUAUAGCAAAGAUCAAAGAAAGACUCAUUUUCACAACUAUAGAGAGGUGAAGAAAGCAGAAGAAAGAGGUGAAAACGUUACACCGGAAUUUAGAGAACAUUAUUCUGCCGAAAAGAAUCAAUUGGAAAAACAAUAA
Messenger RNA from Meira miltonrushii, 555 nucleotides. RefSeq lists its product as uncharacterized. NCBI's taxonomy places the organism in Eukaryota, Fungi, Basidiomycota, Exobasidiomycetes, Exobasidiales, Brachybasidiaceae. The record is from RefSeq and is a predicted model, not a curated record. Bases 1 to 555 code for a protein of 184 amino acids. The transcript has a single exon.